This is a messenger RNA of Herpailurus yagouaroundi (jaguarundi), 2657 nucleotides long. It is a transcript of the gene KIF12, whose product is annotated as kinesin family member 12. Lineage: Eukaryota; Metazoa; Chordata; Mammalia; Carnivora; Felidae. The record is from RefSeq and is a predicted model, not a curated record. Gene Ontology annotation, biological process: mitotic spindle organization; spindle elongation; microtubule-based movement. The coding region runs from base 182 to 2377 and encodes 731 amino acids. Gene Ontology annotation, molecular function: microtubule motor activity; ATP binding; microtubule binding. The transcript has 18 exons. Gene Ontology annotation, cellular component: microtubule associated complex.
CAAUCCAGCCAGGUCUUCCCAGAGCUGAAACCUGGGCCCCUCUCACCCCUUCAGGAGCCCCCCCCCCCCCCCACCAGGGCCCUCCGAUGCCAAGUAGCUGGAACUGCCAGGGAGGGGAAGCGGGGGAGGCAGAGGACAAAGCUGGAGGAGGCAUAGGUGGACAGUAGGAAGGACCUGGCCCAUGCUCUGCCAGGCUUGCCGCUCCCGUCCCUGUCUCCCUACCCCCAUCUGUGUACCCAGGAGGCUGGCCUGGGUGGUCGCUCCUGAUAGGAAUGGACAAGAGCAAGGGACCCUCAGACUCCAGAACCCCCUAGCUAGGGGUCCCCUUGCUGGAGAGGGACUUUUUCCACCACAGGGACCCCGCGCGGAGCCUGGAGCAGGGGCCAGAGGGGCCAGAAACGCCCAUCCAGGUGGUACUGAGGUAGGUAUAGGUUGGUUGGGCGGGAGCGAGGAGCGAGGGCGAUCGAGGACGGGGCCGAUGGCGUCAUCGGGAUGGACCUCUGCCUUCCCACCGGACCCCAGAGUGCGUCCCAUGAGCGCGGCGGAGCUGCGUCGAGGGGAACAGAGCGCGCUGCACUGCUCGGGGACCCGGACUCUGCAAGUGAGCCCCCCCGGCGGCGGCCCCGACGUGGCGUUCCGCUUCGGCGCCGUGCUGGACGGGGCGCGCACGCAGGAGGACGUGUUCCGGGCGUGCGGCGUGCGGCGUCUGGGCGAGCUGGCGCUGCGCGGCUUCUCCUGCACUGUCUUCACCUUCGGCCAGACCGGCUCCGGGAAGACCUACACCCUGACCGGGCCUCCUCCGCAGGGCGAGGGGGUGCCCGUACCCCCCAACCUAGCCGGCAUCAUGCAGAGGACCUUCGCUUGGCUGUUAAACCGGGUGCGGCACCUGGGAGCCCCUGUCACCCUCCGCGCCUCCUAUUUGGAGAUCUACAAUGAGCAGGUUCGAGACCUACUGAGCCUGGGAGCUCCCCGGCCUCUCCCUGUUCGCUGGAACAAGACCCAGGGCUUCUAUGUGGAGCAGCUGCGAGUGGUGGAGUUCGGGAGUCUGGGGGCCCUGAUGGAACUGAUGCAAAUGGGUCUUAGCCGUCGACGGAGCUCAGCUCACAGCCUGAACCAGGCCUCCAGCCGAAGCCAUGCCCUGCUCACGCUCUACAUCAGCCGCCAAACCAUGCCUCCAGUGGACCCUGGGGAGCCCCCCGUUGGUGGGAAGCUGUGCUUUGUAGACCUGGCCGGCAGUGAGAAGGUGGCGGCCACAGGAUCCCGUGGGGAGCUGAUGCUUGAGGCCAACAGCAUCAAUCGCAGCCUGCUGGCCCUGGGUCACUGCAUCUCCCUGUUACUGGACCCACAGCGGAAGCAGAGCCACAUCCCCUUCCGGGACAGCAAGCUCACCAAGCUGCUGGCAGACUCGCUGGGGGGACACGGGGUCACCCUCAUGGUGGCCUGCGUGUCCCCUUCAGUCCAGUGCCUUCCCGAGACUCUCAGCACCCUGCGAUAUGCAAGCCGAGCUCAGCGGGUCACCACUCGGCCACAGGCCCCCAAGUCACCUAUGGCAAAGCAACCCCAGCGUUUGGAGAUGGAGAUACUGCAGCUCCAGGAGGAGAACCGCUGCCUGCGGUCCCAACUGGGCCAAGUACACCCCAAGGCCUCAGGGCUCAGUGGGGCCCGGGUGGCCUGGGCCCAGCGGAACCUCUAUGGGAUGCUGCAGGAGUUCAUGCUGGAGAAUGAGAGGCUCCGGAAAGAAAAGAGCCAGCUGCAGAGUAGCCGGGACCAGGCCCGGGAUGAGCAGCGGGUCCUGGCCCAGCAGGUGCACGAGCUGGAGCGGCGCCUCCUCUGUGCCUGCUCCCUUCACCUGCCAAACCCCGGCCCAGCCCCACCGUGUCCCUGUGUGAUGGCACCAGCUCGCCCCUGCCACGCCCUGCCGCCCCUCUGCUCCUGCCCCUGCUGUCACCUGUGCCCCUUGUGCCGAGCACCGUUGGCCCACUGGGCCUGCCCACACAGGGGGCUCCAGCUGCCACAGGUGUUUGGCCCUAAGACCCCAGGUGGCCUGGCUCUGUCUGCCCAGCCUCCACCCUGGGCACCCCCAUGCAAUCCUGACUCUGCCGAGUUCCCGAGAGAGAGGAGUCAUAGCGACUGGACUAGGACCCGAGUCCUGGCGGAGAUGUUGAUGCGAGAGGAGGUGGUGCCCUCUGCACCGCCCCUGCCCAUGGGGCCUCCAGACGCGUCACCAGUGCUGAGAGGUGGGGCUGCAGUUCCAAACCUGGCCCGGAGACUGGAGGCCCUCAGAGACCAGAUUGGCAGCUCCCUGCGACGCGGCCGGAGCCAGCCACCCCCCAGCGAGGGUACACGGAGCCCCAGCCGAGUCCUCCCUCCCUGCUGAGGGCAGAACACACCUCAGAGACCCCCGGGUGACCCUGGUCUGGGCUCUGCGCUCCUGGGUUUCAACCUCCCCAUCUGUGAAAUGGGAACAAUGGCUGACGCUUCCCUCUGCGACUGAGCUGGGCAGGGGAGAAAUCCUCAGGGCUGUGGGUGGGGCUGUGGGGCAGUUUGGGGGAGCAAGGGGAGGGUGCCACCCCAGACUGUGAGAAAUGUGACUGGAUCUUCGAGAAACCAGGUUGCAGGUGGUGAAAUAGACGAAUAAAGAGAGGUGUCCACUCCAA